This is a messenger RNA of Hemicordylus capensis (graceful crag lizard), 4578 nucleotides long. It is a transcript of the gene NRG2, whose product is annotated as neuregulin 2. Gene Ontology annotation, biological process: intracellular signal transduction; nervous system development; animal organ development. Lineage: Eukaryota; Metazoa; Chordata; Lepidosauria; Squamata; Cordylidae. The coding region runs from base 733 to 2904 and encodes 723 amino acids. Gene Ontology annotation, molecular function: signaling receptor binding. The record is from RefSeq and is a predicted model, not a curated record. The transcript has 12 exons.
CAACGCUGCCUGUUCUGCAAGCGGAUGUCUCUCCCUCCAAAGUGGGUAAAGCUGUACCCCAGGCGCUUGUAGAGCCCACCGUUCCCUUGAGAGAAGGAAAUGCUGGCUUCGAACUCCUCCGAAAGGCUCCAUCGCCGCCCGUCGCGGAGGUGGGCAGGUCUCCCUCAGUCGAGCAAGGGGCGCAAAUUCGGCUCCCUGCUGCCGCCUUUGUUGCACCGGCGCACGCCCUCCUCAUUCCAGAGCAGUUCCGGCCUUAGAGCCCUCGUGCGGCUCCUCCUUAAGAACUGAGCAGGAUCCACCCGACUUGUAUCAGCGCCCCCCGCCCCCCCGUAUCUCCUCCGCCCUGCUGCAGGCACCUGCUCCUCACGUCCUCCCUGAGGCAGGCGGGAGUCGCCUCCAGUCCGGAUCUCGCGCUACAGCCGAACUGCUAGACCGGGUCUUCCUGGGCAUGGGCUAGAGCCAGCUUUGGCAGCGGCGGCGGCGGCAGCGUCCCCCCAAAUGGCCUGGCCAGAUGCGGCAGGUCUGUCCGCGACUGGAGGAGGACGAGGGCUGGGAGGCUCAGCGCAGCAACAGCAGCAGCUAGAAGUGCCGCGGCGGCAGCAGCAGCAGCAGCAGCAACAGAGGCGGCCGGCCUGCUGCUACGUCCCCCGAGCUGAGCCGGUGGCUGCAGGAGGAGGAAGAGGAGGAGGAAGACCAAGUCCGGGAGGCUCUCGGGGCUCCGGCUGACUCGGCAUGAGGCGCGCUCCGACGGCGCCCGGCUUCUCUAUGCUGCUCUUCGGCGUGUCGCUCGCCUGCUACUCGCCCAGCCUGCGCUCGGUGCAGGAUCAAGCGUACUCAGCGGCGGUGGUGCUGGAGGGCAAGGUCCAGGCUCUGCCUGCCGCCCCUCCGACGGCGGCUGCGGCGGCGACAGGCAACGGGAGCCCGGAUUCCGAGGCGCCUACUUCGGGCAUCCUGGUGAAGGUGCUGGACUUGUGGCCCCUCAACAGCGGCGGCCUCCAGCGGGAGCAGCUGAUCCGCGUGGGCUCCACGCCGGCGCCCUGCUUCAAAGUCAAGCGCAACCACCGCUACAUUUUCUUUCUGGAGCCCACCGAGCAGCCGCUGGUCUUCAAGACCUCCUUCGCCCCUCUGGACACCAGCGGCAAGAACCUCAAGAAAGACGUGGGCAGGAUCCUGUGUGCCGACUGCGCUGUCCCUCCACAACUGAAGAAACUGAGGAGCCUAAAUGUGGAAGUGGGAGCAAAAAUUUCCUUAAAAUGUGAAGCAAGUGCUGGGAAUCCACAGCCAUCCUAUAAAUGGUUCAAAGAUGGCAAAGAAUUGAAAAAGAGCAAAGAUAUUCGAAUAAAAUAUGGCAAUGGAAAAAAAAAUUCCAGACUGCAGUUUAACAAGGUGAGACUAGAAGAUGCUGGAGAAUAUAGCUGUGAAGCAGAGAAUGUUCUUGGCAAGGACAGUGUCAGAGGCAGCCUCAGUGUGAGAAGUGUAACCACAACUCUUUCCUCUGGGCCUGGACAUACUAGACAAUGCAAUGAAACAGUCAAGUCCUAUUGUGUCAACGGUGGAGUGUGCUACUACAUUGAAGGGAUAAACCAACUGUCCUGCAGGUGUCCGAACGAAUUCACAGGGGACCAGUGUCAGAACUUCGCAAUGGCCAGCUUCUCCAAGCAUCUUGGAUUAGAAUUAAAGGAAGCUGAGGAGCUAUAUCAGAAGAGAGUUCUAACCAUUACAGGGAUUUGUGUUGCAUUACUUGUUGUGGGAAUAGUAUGUGUGGUAGCUUACUGUAAAACCAAGAAACAGAGAAAUCAAAUGCAUAGUCAUUUGCGGCAAAACAUGUGCCCAGCCCAUCAGAACCGAAACCUUGCAAAUGGCCCCAGCCACCCCCGGCUGGACCCUGAGGAAAUUCAGAUGGCUGACUAUAUAUCUAAAAAUGUUCCUGCUACUGAGCAUGUCAUACGAAGGGAAACGGAGACCACCUUUUCAGGGAGCCAUUCCUGCUCACCAUCACAUCCCUGUUACUCAGGGACUCCAACUUCAAGCCAAAGACAUGACAGCCACACUUGGAGCUUGGAACAGACAGAAAGCCUGACUUCAGACUGUCAGUCUGGGAUGAUGUUAUCUUCAGUGGGAACCAGCAAAUGCAACAGCCCUGCCUGUGUGGAAGCUCGUGCUCGGCGGGAAGCUGCAUAUUCCAUUGAGGACCAGAGAAGGCCUAUGACACAAUACAGAGAUUCUGUGGAUUCCCUUCGGGACUCACCACAUAGUGAAAGGUACGUGUCUGCCUUGACAACCCCAGCACGCCUGUCACCUGUUGACUUCCAUUGCUCUGCAUCAGCCCACAUGCCCACCUUUGAGAUCACCUCCCCUAACUCAGCUCAUGCAGUCUCACUGCCCCCUGCAGCAUCCAUUAGCUUCCAGGUGGAGGAGCAGCAACCAUUACUCAGAAGGUACCAGGUCCCUUUCCAAGAUAUACAGAGGUAUGACAGUUACUACCAAAGAAGGAGCUACCUGAAUGAGAGCACAGGGAGCUUGCCCUCCAGUCCCUUCCGCAUUACAGAGGAUGACGAAUAUGAGACAACGCACGAGUACAUCACUGCACUAGAACAGCCAAAGAGAAUAGGCAGCAACAACAGGCGGUGGAGAAAGUCUAAACUGAAUGGACAUCUGUCGCACAGGGGCAAAAUGCUCAGAGACUCCUUUUCAGUGAGCAGUGCCUCCUACAGCGAAUCUGAUGAGGAGCUGGUGGCUGAGAGCACCCCCUUCUUAAGUAUUCGGAACACUGAGGGCACAGACUCGCCCCCUCUGUAUCAUCCAGCUGAGAGCAGGACUUACUAUUCCUUCAACAGAUGCAGUGGGCAGGGAGACAGUCGACUCACACACACCAGAUUCAGCCAAGAAUCAGCACCACCUUAGAUGCCACACAGACUCUUCCUCAAUGCCCACUCCCAUGAACACACCAGUACUGAGGAGAGAAAAAAUGACAGAAAAGACAAAUUUUUAUUUUAUAUAAAAAAAGGAAAAAUAUAACAAAUGUUUUAUUUUCAUUUUAGCAAUGAUGUCUUAUAAUAGCUAAUGGCAAAGACCUUUUUAUAAGGAAUCUAUUUAUAUGUAACAUCUUGAUUUACAGCUUCUGAGAAAAGAAACCAACAAAAAAUUAAAAAAAGAGAGAUGGGCCAAUUUUUGUCUACUUACAAAUCAUUACAAAAAUAUCGUGGUGCCUUUUGCUGUAUGCUAAUGCCAGAGUCCACCCUGAAGAUUAUGUUUAAGCAUUCUUGAGAUCAUAGGCUUUAUGUUCAGGACAACUUGUUAUGGAAUAUUUUAAUGGGCACUUUUCCAUUUGAACAACACCCUUUUAAAUUGCAAAUUGCUUGAUAUCUGGAUGUUGGUAAUCUAGUGCUUUAAAGUAGCUCUCUCUCUCUCUCUCUCUCUCUCUCUCUCUCUCUCUCUCUCACACACACACAUAAGGCAUGUGUCUAGAAAUUUCCAUAAGUGUCACAUACUAGCAAGCAAAAAUUAGAAUUCUAUUGUAAGAUACUUAGGAAGUGAAAAAGCACAGAGUAGCAACAGCCCUUACAAUAUAUCUCUUUUCCUGAACAGAUCUGUGUGCAAGGGCAAAUCAGAUAAUUUUGUCACACUCUGUGGAAGUCAAUAAAUAAAACAACCAAAUGAAUAUGGUUAAAUACUUCUACUUCAGGCAAUGUUACUUAAAAUCUGCUUCAGCACUGCGAUUAGAGACAAGCAUUAGCCACUCAUGAGUGACCAAGCAAUCGCUGUGCAAUUUGCAAAGCAUAGAAUGCACAAUCCAAAUGCUGAUGCUUGAUCAUAAAACAAAAAAGUGAGCCCCACAGUGGAGAGUUCAGGACAUGCAAGGCAAGGUGCUGUUGAUGAGGUGUAGACACUGCACAUCUUUUGGAAACUCCAGGUGAGGUAAGAGUCUUUUGAAGUGCAUCAUCCUGACCAUCAGCCUUCCUUUCCUCCUAUUUAACAUGGAUAUAGUGCCACAAAGAGGCAUGCUAGCUCCUGCUUCAACUUUCCUCCCAUGGAAAGCAACAUCAAAAGAAAUGCUUUGGAAUGGCAUGUAUCAGUAUACUGCAUUGUGUCAAGACAGUUGUUAUUGUAACGUUCUAGCAUUUCAUAAUGACUUUCUGUUAAAAAGCCACAGGACAUCCCACACCACUAGACACCCUUCUGUGUAUAGAUGGUAAGAAAAUUCCCAUGAAAAAGAGAGAGCCCCUCUUCCCUUUCAGUCCUUCUCUUCCCCCUCACUCUGUUUACAUCAUAGCCUGCCUCUUUCUUUUUCUAUUUUGACUUCUGCAUGUCCUUUGCAUUUCAGAUACUGUAGAUUGGAUGCAUGGAGAAGCUGUGACUGAGAAGAUAAAGUACAAUUGCCAGUGUAUUUCAGUUAACUUUUAGCAAUAAAGUACUUUAAACCCUUUGUUCCUCACCCACAACAGGGUCCAAUAGAAACGCUGCUAAUUUGUCAUAAAGAUGAUUGUAAAAAUUUGCUCUGGAUUGUCUGAAUGUCAGAACUCUUGACUGUUUAACACUUGAACUUUUUUAAUAUUAUAAAUAAAAGUAAGAAAUGAC